GAUGCUCAAAGUCACGAGGAAGAAACAAGUGGAAGCGAGGGGAGUGAGCGAGCAGCAAGGAGCACCACAGGCAAGAAUCAAGAAGAAUGUCAGCGAGUGUAGAGAGUAAACUCCAGCUGGUCCGAGACCACAUCCGACCUUAUCAGGACUUUCCGAAGAAAGGCAUCGUGUUCAGAGAUAUCUGUCCCAUCCUGAAGGAUCCAGCUGCUCUGACAGCAGUCAUUGACCUGUUUGAAGAAGAGGUGAGGAGGAAUUACCAGACUGUUGAUCUGAUAGUAGGUUUAGAUGCUCGUGGUUUUCUGUUCGGGCCUCUGCUUGCCCAGCGGCUCGGUGUUGGCUUUGUCCUGGUCAGAAAGAAAGGGAAGCUCCCUGGAACGACUGUGUCUGUGGCGUAUGAUUUAGAGUACGGGAAGGCGGAGGCAGAGAUACAGGAUGAUGCGGUGGCUCCAGGACAGAAGGUUCUGCUCAUUGACGACCUCCUGGCUACUGGUGGUACGUUGUUUGCUGCCUGUGAGCUGAUGAAGAAGCAGCAAGCGGAGAUUUUGGGCUGCAUGGUGGUGAUUGAGCUCAAAGAGCUGAACGGCAAAGACAAACUAAAACCUCAAAGUCUUUUCUCCCUGGUUCAGUACUGAGGACCACUAACAGAUGCCACACUUGUUGGUGCUAACUAAUGUUUGACUGUUUUUCCAUCACCACACCACCUAUAUUUCCACAUUUUCCACUUACAUACACACAAUCAUUUGAGGUCAUUUUGACAUGUUUUGUGCUUCAGGUUGUAAAUCUGUUAAAGCUCUAGUAGCAAGGGAAGGAGCAUUACCUAGCAAACAGUGGGCAUAUGAGAGCUUUCCUCACAGCAGACCCUCCCCAUUAGUCUGUCGCUGAAUAUAAAUCAGGUGUUGUCACACUCAUGGAUGAAUAAAACUUUCUUUAUGAACAUGUAGGGUAGAAUACACAGCUGCAAGGCCCAAGAUGAACUUUCCUUCAACUCCUUUGAUAUUCCUGGUUUAGGAUCACAGAACAAAUGAUUCCAAAGAGGCUGUAAGUAAGCAUGUUAGCAGUAAGGUGACAUUAAACUCACUCCACUUGCAUUCUUUCAAUAGAAACUUAACGGGGUGGUGCACACGGUCCACAAAUCAGCGCUGAUUUAGUCCUGCUGUUUAAAAGCUUUUAAAAUGGACUCCCUGCUAAGACAUUUGGCUGUAACCGAAUGAGACGACUUCUCCACAAGAGGGCACACAAAGAGUGGAAGUGUGUCAGAGGCAGGUUUUUUUAUUUUAGAGGUUCAGAAACAAAACAAAUCCUUAAAGUCUUUAAAUGUCUUAAUUAUUUUUAAACAUUUUUCUUUCUUUUUUGAUUUUCAUUACAAGUAAUGCAUGCUUGCUUCAGUCCUUGAAUUCAUUUUUAUGGAUAUGAAUUAUCUUUAAACAGAAACAUUUGAUUGCAGACUGAAAAACCAAACGUUAUCUUGUUGAUCAGUUUUUUUAUUUGAUGUCAUCACUCUUUUUGCUGUGAUAUCAGUGUCUUGAGGAAUGUGUGCCUGGAGCUUGAGAAUAAUCAAUGCAGUUAUCCAUAUGAUGCUAAAGCUAACUAACGUCUAACAAGAUCUAGCUAUUAUUCUAACUGAACACAAAUAAUAUAUUGAAUAAAAUGUUUAACUGCA
Messenger RNA from Labrus mixtus (cuckoo wrasse), 1660 nucleotides. It is a transcript of the gene aprt, whose product is annotated as adenine phosphoribosyltransferase. The record is from RefSeq and is a predicted model, not a curated record. The coding region runs from base 87 to 632 and encodes 181 amino acids. Gene Ontology annotation, molecular function: adenine phosphoribosyltransferase activity; adenine binding; AMP binding. The transcript is spliced from 5 exons. Gene Ontology annotation, cellular component: cytoplasm. NCBI's taxonomy places the organism in Eukaryota, Metazoa, Chordata, Actinopteri, Labriformes, Labridae. Gene Ontology annotation, biological process: adenine salvage; AMP salvage.